Anarrhichthys ocellatus (wolf-eel) is the source of this 3846-nucleotide messenger RNA. Its product is annotated as UDP-glucuronic acid/UDP-N-acetylgalactosamine transporter-like. Bases 1212 to 2225 code for a protein of 337 amino acids. The transcript has 13 exons. The record is from RefSeq and is a predicted model, not a curated record. NCBI's taxonomy places the organism in Eukaryota, Metazoa, Chordata, Actinopteri, Perciformes, Anarhichadidae.
UGUGUGUGUGUGUGUGUGUGUGUGUGUGUGUGUGUGUGUGUGUGUGUGUGUGUGUGUGUGUGUGUGUGUGUGCAGCUAAGUGUGAGACAGACUGUGAAUUUGACAGCUAGUUACUUAGAAUUUAAGUAUUCCUCUGCUCUGAACUUGCCACUCUCAAAAUAGAAGACAAGUUAUCACCUGAAGUAGUUCAUAGCGUCUAUUGAGACGUGAUUGUUGAAAUCUAAGUGAGAAUGAUACACAAGACUGGACAUAUCUUGCUCUUAAGAGUAUCUCUAAUGCUUUUCUCGGAGCACUAGGUUUUAUCGGCACCCUUCUGUAAACCGUACUUGCUGUUUUUUUUAUUUUAAAUUUCAUCAGUGCAGCAGCACCAGUGCAUACUUUGUCUGAAAUAAAAGUUGACCGUCAUUGUCAACAAUCACGAGCUACAGAAUGUAAUGUAAGCUUACGGUGCUUUUAGCCACCUGUGUCAGCAUUUCCAGUGAGCAUUUUCUUUUAAUGAAGCGGGUAUGUUUUACAUUAGGUUUAGAGGGGGGGAUGCGGGGAGGGAGGGAGGGGGUUAUGAACAUGAUGGGGUAAUUUUAAAGCUUUACAUGCUGUUCUGCAAAUACUUGCUGGCGAUGCACUGAUACAGACGGCUGGAGCACUUUUUCUCGUAGGACUGUUUGAGCCACAUGACGGUGAAACGUUCUCUGCAAACAUCCCUGUUCUAAUAACUUGCUUUAGAGGUGUUACAUGUAUUCCGCCAAUUGCUAUUUGGGUUGUUUAAAAUCAAUACUGUGAUUUUAAAAAGUUGUAAACAAAUGUGCUGUGGAUUCUUCAUUGCUUAAAGGAAGCUGUGGUGUUUCAUGUCGAUGCUUUCCCAUUUAAAUCCCAUAUGAACAUGAGGGUGAUGUAAACAAACCAGAGGGGUUUGUUUACACCUAGUUGCUAGUUUGUUAGGUACCGUACAACUCGCACAUUAAUGCAGUUCAAUACAAUAAUAAUGCGCGACAUGAAUAAUUGAGUAAAAAUCUUUCUAUUUAAAAUAGAUUACGGGUAUUUCUAAACGUCAGCUGUAGUUUUUCUACACUCCCGAAUGUUCAAAGGAUGUUGUUGAAUCGAGAUGUUUCACUUCUUUCCGUUUCCGUCAUCGCCGACAACAUCUCGCGUCACUCCGGUUAGAUCGUUUUACGCAUGUGCAGAAGGACUUCGUCGAUAAUCACGUAAACAGUAUGGCAGAGCUCCACCAACGUCGACACGAGCUCGGCGACAGAAAGUUGCCACUCGAGGAAGCAUCCCGAACAAGCACAAGAGCCACACCCGGUGACGGCUCCACGGUGCACCUGAAGCUGUGUGCAGCGGGCUUUUACGGAGUCAGUUCAUUCCUCAUCGUUGUCGUCAACAAAAGCGUCCUCACGAGCUACAGAUUUCCAUCGUCAACAUGUGUUGGAAUCGGCCAGAUGUUGGCUACAGUUGUAGUUCUGAGGACUGGGAAGAUGUUUGGUGUUAUCUCGUUUCCAGAUAUGGAUCUGAGUAUACCACGCAAGAUGUUUCCACUGCCUCUUCUGUAUGUCGGGAAUCAAAUAUCAGGGCUGUUUGGGACACAGCGACUCAAUUUGCCCAUGUUUACAGUUUUGAGGAGGUUCAGCAUUUUCCUCACCAUGGUGUUCGAGGGACUCUUGCUGAAGAAGAGUUCCUCUGCGUCGGUUAAGAUCACAGUGUUCACGAUGAUCUUUGGUGCUUUUAUUGCUGCCAGCGCGGACAUAGCUUUCGACCUUGAAGGAUACGUCUUCAUAAUGAUCAACAACGUCCUGACAGCGGCCAGCGGGGCGUACGUGAAGCAGAAACUCGACUCCAAGGAGCUGGGCAAAUAUGGGCUUCUCUACUACAACGCUUUGCUCAUGAUCUUCCCCACUGCGGCUUACGCUUACUACUCAGGGGACUUGCAAGUGGGGUUGGAGUAUGAUGGAUGGUCUGAUCAGCUGUUUGUUGUGCAGUUUGUGCUCUCCUGUGUCAUGGGCUUUGUUUUAAUGUACUCCAUCAUGCUGUGCACGCAGUACAACUCGGCGCUCACCACCUCCAUUGUUGGCUGCAUUAAGAAUAUCCUCGUGACCUACAUUGGAAUGGUGUUUGGAGGAGACUACAUAUUCACCUGGACUAACUUCAUCGGUCUAAACAUCAGCAUUGCUGGCAGCCUGGUGUACUCCUACAUCACCUUCACACAGGAGCACGCAAAAACGGCGUAAACCACGGAGGCCCGACCUACAUCGAAGACCUGCGAAUGUCCACAUCUCACACGUCUGUUUUUAAGCUGUCAAAAUGUUUUACAAACAUUUAUGUAUUCUGUCAGCACGUUUUUGCUGCCAUCAAGUAAUUUAAAAUGAUCCAAUUUUAUGUCUUUAAUUAAGACAAAGUGCCGUCAUGUUUCACUGAUUUAAUACUAAGUCAUGAGCAUUUUUAUAUUUGACAAAUCAAUAGAUUUAAAGGAUUGAUUGCAAUUUUUGUAAUUCUAUUUUAAUACAAUAAAUUAUUGAUGACUCCAAUCAUUCCGAUUUCUUCACACUGGCUUUUAAUAUAUAUUUUCCGUUCCUACAGCUCAGCUGAAAGCUCUUCCUAACUUAAAGCCUUUGUUGCUCAGACAAAACAAUGUUGAAAAAACUUUGUUUUGCACCUAAUGAUUUUGUCCUUUUUCUUAACAGUGUAAUUAUUUUAGGAAGGGUUUCUGAUCAAGGCCAGUAUGUUUAACAUAUACAUGUACAUAUACACAUGUUGCAUUUGAGUAUUGUAAUAAUAAAAUAAAAAAAAGAAUCAGUUUUUCUUGUAUUCAAGCAUGUACACUUUGAAAACUCACAAUACAACAACUCAAGACUCAUUAAUACAUUUAUUAAAUAUAGCCAAUGUUAUUCCAUUCAUAGUCUUGGAAUACACUUUUAUUUAUGUCAUUUACAGAGAGAAAAAAACAAGACAUUAUCAACGAAGGGAAAGAAAAGACUACGUGGAUCAACAAUAUUGAGACGAACUAAUCUUAAUCUGUGAAUGUAAAGUCAAAGCUGGAGUACAAAGUAAAACACGGAAGCAUCAAGCCGAACAGCUACUGAACCAAAACAAAUGAAGGUCUCGCAGGUCACAUGUCGACCUGGUCCGUUUCACUGCUGGAGAUCCACUCGCUGAGGAAAGACGGGAACAUUGGUUGAAACGAAGCACUUUGAGUUUAAACCAAAGGCGAGCAGCACACUCAACCACAACGUGGUACCUUUUCUUUGCACAAAAGACAAUGCUCUCUGCAACAAACAUUUGCGAUUGUGCGAGUUCACACAGGAAUGGGAAGUGCUGAGAGGGAAAGAGGAAUGGCUACUUUAUUUAUUACAUCCAUCUCAGAGCAACACAGGCGAAAGAUCUCUAAACAAAAAGCACAGCAGCCUACAAGGAAGACCUGAACAUCCGCAGAUGAACAGACAUAUAUAUAUAUAUAAAAAAAAAAAAAUGUACCAACUGCUCAAGGUAAGAAAUCUAUACAAACUUUACAAUAAAAAUCACGGACAUUCUGUCUAGUAAAAACAAAGCGUUGAGCAAAGCACCGACUAUGAAAAUCCAAAAAUACAGCGAUCUCCUACAUGAGUUAUAAUACAAGACAUCACUGAUGUCAGCUGCUUCACACAAACAAACCCGCGGGGGGGCUCGCCCGUCGGUUCAUUUAUCAGAAUCAAACAGCCGUGACGGAGGCUGGAGCGGCUUUUAUGAAGAGGAGUGAAAACGUUAAUUCUGCUGGGUUUUAUCGGCACCGCUCCUCAUCAGUACAGAUGAGAACCAAACAAUCAAAGUGCAACUUAAAGAGCCGGCGACAGCACCGGCCUCACUCACCUUGUG